Molecule: messenger RNA, 609 nt
Organism: Cylicostephanus goldi
Lineage: Eukaryota; Metazoa; Nematoda; Chromadorea; Rhabditida; Strongylidae
Source: the annotation of a GenBank genome assembly
AUGUCGUUUUCUCCUCUUUGGUUGGUACUCUGCGUGCUUACUAUAUCUGAUGCGUCAGCUGCGGGCACCACGCCUUCGGUACGGCUCGCUAAACUGCAGUCGUGGCCGUUGACUCCAUUGACGAAGUUUGCUAAUCUGUUUGUGGAACGCUACGGAAUGCAGAGAAUCAUGUAUGAUACUUUACUUUUCUCACUCCGGAUUUGCUUACCUCAGCGAUUAUUCAGCGAUGGACCGAUCCGCUUGAUGGAUGGUACGACAGUAGAAGUUGCUGACAGUCCGAUGUCCGAUAAGAACGGGGGAUACUUCCUGAGAUAUCUCUUCUCAGGAGAUAAUGUAGUAGCAAGUAUGAGGCUAAAAGCCCCUGACCCUCUCGAGAGCUCCCAACUCGAUUCGACGAAGUGGAAACUCAACUACAAAAUUCUGGAUUUUACGCACUACGCAACUACAAUGAUAGGUAACUUGGCCUCAGCAUUCUUUAUGUCCGAUUCCAAAUCUUGCUUUUUGCGUCAAUACUUUCGAAAACUUGAUGAAAAAGUGCUGAUCUAUCAUGCAGUGGCGGUGAAAGGAUUUCGUAAGAGUGGCUGGGGGAGGGGCAGCAACAAUAAUUAG